CGUUUUAUUAUCACACAAAACAAAUGUAUUAUUUUACAUUUGAUAUGUGUAUAUACUAGAAAACUAGAAACAACACUUUAUUAUUUUGUGUAUCUCUAACCAUAAACACCAUGUUGAAGUUUGCUGUAAGAGUUCAAGCAAUGGCACAAACAUUAUUCUUCCUGUUUUGAUUACUCUUAGCACUAAGCCUAGUCUAUAUGCAACUGAAUGCAGGACGGAAAAUGGUUUAGGUCAAAUAUGUAUUAAAAUUUACAUCUCCCAAGGCACGGAGACAGCUUGUGUACCGCAAAUUUGCUACCCGCGGCUCGAACAUGAGACCUAAACAGAGGACACCUUUCCCUUCUCAACCAACUUCACCACUCAACUACGCCCUCUUAGUUAUCUUAGGUACCUUAGUUAUAGUUGCAUGGUUUGCUGCAUGAAUAUCUGUCUGGCUCGAUGGAAUAGCCUCUUGCCUCCCUGCCUGCCUGCCUAUUUAAGGACUCGUCAUAUGGUUCACGAGAUACACCAACACUUGCUUCUUUCCUCUUCCUUACUUUUUCCAUCUUUUGUUAAGUACAUAAACAAAACCAUCCUCUUAAAAUGAUGUGGGCAUUGAGCAUUUUGGCUUCUUUGCUUUUCAUAGGCAUCACAAGAUGGGUUUACAGGUGGAGGAACCCUAAGUGUAAUGGAAUUCUGCCUCCUGGUUCCAUGGCCUUUCCGCUUGUUGGGGAGACGCUUCAGUUCCUCAAGCCAAAUAUCACUUCAGACAUCCCAUCCUUCAUCAAAGAGAGAACAAGAAAAUACGGACCGGUAUUCAAGACUAGUCUCUUCGGGCAACCAGUCAUCAUGUCCACAGAUGCUGAGCUCAAUUACUUUGUGUUCCAACAAGAGGGGCAAUUAUUCCAGAGCUCUUACCCUGUUACUUUCACAAAGAUCUUCGGAAGGCAGUUGCAUUCAUUGCACGGCUUCAUGUACAAGUACCUCAAAAACAUGGUCCUGACCCUCGUUGGCCAUGAAGGUCUCAAGAAGAUGCUUCCUGAAAUCGAACAAGUUGCACGUAGAAAGUUAGAGAUUUGGUCUACUCAGGAUUCAGUAGAGCUGAAAGAUGCAACCGCAAGCAUGAUAUUUGACUUCACCGCUAAAAAGCUGAUAAGCUAUGAUCCGGAGAAGUCCUCAGAGAAUCUAAGGGAAAACUUCGAUGCAUUCAUUCGGGGGUUGAUUUCUUUACCUUUGGACAUUCCGGGCACAGCUUAUCACAAAUGUCUAAAGGGCAGGGAUAUGGCAAUGAAAAUGCUGAAGAAUAUGCUUAAGGAGAGACGGGAAAACCCACGGAACAACCCAAGUGACUUUUUCGAUUAUGUCAUGGAAGAACUACAGAAAGAGGGGACGGCAAUGACAGAAGAAAUUGCAAUAGCUUUGAUAUUCCUCCUGCUUUUUGCCAGCUUCGAAACAACUUCACUGGCUUUAACUUUAGCCGUCAAAUUUCUCUCAGAUCACCCUUCAGUUCUGAAACGUUUAACGGAGGAGCAUGAGGCAAUUCUGAGAAACAGGGAAGCUUCGCACUCUGGACUAACCUGGGAAGAAUACAGAUCGAUGACUUAUACUUUUCAGUUCAUAAACGAAACAACUAGAUUGGGGAAUAUACUUCCUGCAGUUUUCAGAAAAGUUUUGAAAGAUACCCAGUUCAAAGGUUAUACCAUUCCAGCUGGCUGGAAACUGUUUGUCUGUCCUGCUGCCGUACAUUUGAAUCCGAACAUAUAUGAUGAUCCGCUUGCCUUCAACCCUUCUAGAUGGGAGGGAUCGGGAACCAGUAACGUGUCAAAGUAUUUCUUGCCAUUUGGUGGUGGUAUGAGGCUCUGUGUAGGGGCAGAUUUCACCAAAUUGGAGAUGGCCGUAUUCCUUCACUGCCUGGUCACAAAGUACAGGUGGCAUGAGAUCGGAGGAGGAGAUACAAUUCGGAGCCCUGUAUUACAAUUUCCAAAUGGUUAUCACGUUCGACUACGUAAAAUUUGUAAAUAAACAAGCCGGAGGGAUAACCAGGCAAGUUCCGGAGACUGACCAAUUCAGGCCUAUCAUUCAAGGAGCACAAGCAUGGCAUGUAAAAGAAGCUCACCCACUAUUCUCAAAAGUAAAAGUGAAAUUCUAAAAUAAGAUGUAAACCCAAGUUUCUUCUUCCUCCAGCACAAAACUUAUCAUCAAGGGCUUUGAUAAUCCCUUGUUCUAGUAUCGUUGACACUGCAUUUUCUGCAGUCCUGUGAUCGAUGUUCAGAAUGAAUAUUACAUAUGACCCUAUUCCAUUUUA
Messenger RNA from Tarenaya hassleriana, 2284 nucleotides. RefSeq names its product cytochrome P450 87A3-like. Bases 583 to 2001 code for a protein of 472 amino acids. Gene Ontology annotation, biological process: sterol metabolic process. NCBI's taxonomy places the organism in Eukaryota, Viridiplantae, Streptophyta, Magnoliopsida, Brassicales, Cleomaceae. The record is from RefSeq and is a predicted model, not a curated record. Gene Ontology annotation, molecular function: heme binding; oxidoreductase activity, acting on paired donors, with incorporation or reduction of molecular oxygen; monooxygenase activity. The transcript is spliced from 9 exons.